GUUGAUUUCUUCAAAGCGGCUGAAUAGGAUUAUCCCAGGAUUUUCUCCUCCCUUCGCUCCUUCGCUUUUCUUAUGUAAUUGUAUUCCAUCACUUCAAACUCCCUCAUCUUCAUUUCUAGGGUUUCUUCUUCUUCUUCUUCACCGAAAACCCUUCUCCAUCUCACACCACUGUGCAGCUAACAAUGGAAAACUUCACCUCUUCUUCUUCUCUGUCACCCUUUCCAUCCAUAUCAGCUCCAUCUUCUUCUGCACUUUUCGACGACUCUUUCGAAGACUCCUGCAGUAUAUGCCUAGAGUCCUUCACCAUUCAUGAACCAUCCACUGUUACUCGUUGCAAACAUGAAUAUCAUCUGCAUUGCAUUCUUGAGUGGUCACAAAGAAGCCAAGAAUGCCCAAUUUGUUGGCAAUCCCUUGCUUUGAAAGACCCUGCCAGCCAAGAGCUUCUAGCUGCAGUUGAAGAUGAAAAACGCUUGAGAUCAAGAAAGGCUGCUACUUUUCGUACCCGUCUUGAACAGUAUGCCUAUGAGGAUGACUUGUUCUCAGACGACUCUGAUUCUGAUGACCAGAUUAUGAGGCGCCUAGUUGCUGCUGCAAAUAGAGUCCGUCGUGUUCAUAGACAGGAAAGGAACAGAUCACCUGGUGCUGGUCCAUCAGAUGUUCUUGAUAUUAACUCUUCCAUACAUGUAUCUGAGUUGCAAACAACACUAACAACUUCACCAUCCGAGGGUAGUUUGCCUGCCUCGGCAGUAACAUCUACACUUAAUAGUCAACCUCCGGUAUCAAACACUACACCCGAAAGUGCAAGCCGACCAAACACUUAUGAGAUGUUUUCCUUCUCAGAAUCAUUCAAAUCCAAAUUUUCUGCUGCUUCAACCAGAUAUAAGGAAUCAAUUUCUAAAGGUACACGGGGCCUCAAAGAGAAGUUACUUGCCCAUAAUGUCUCAGUAAAAGAGCUGAGUAAAGGUGUUCAGCGUGAGAUGAAUGCAGGCAUUGCCGGAGUUGCACGGAUGAUUGAACGCCUUGAUCUUUCAAAACGGUCCAAUUCUCCUAUCAUUCCAAUCCAUAGUGAGGGAACUUCAGACUUCCCAAAUGAAGGGAAGAAGUAUGCUGGAGAGAAUGGCAUUGGGGGUUCUCCAAGUAAAGAGAGUGAAGGUGCAGUUCAUGAUGUUAGUUCAGAUGUCCCAUUUGUCACUGGCGUGCAAUCUUUUGGUCCAGGGUGGAAACGAUAAGCUACGAAGACUUAGAUGACCAAGUUUAGUCACUAUGCUGAGUGAAUUUUCUAAGAAGUGCAAGAGACGCCUCUGAUAACCAAUGUACCCGUUGGUAUGCGUCCUGCAUCGUUAUCAUUAUCAAUGUCAAUUACUUGUAGGAAAUAGAAAUAUGUGCCAUCAAUUUAUAGUGUUUCACUGCUUUUAUUUAAUGCUGCAUCUAUCUCAAUAUCAUGGAGUCUUAUCUAUGUCUACCCCAUUUUUACAUUACCAAUACUUUAUUAGCAUUAAUCAAAUUAUUUAGAGCCUCUAAAUUUGCAAA
This is a messenger RNA of Vigna radiata var. radiata (mung bean), 1530 nucleotides long. Its product is annotated as E3 ubiquitin-protein ligase RHF1A. Bases 183 to 1229 code for a protein of 348 amino acids. The record is from RefSeq and is a predicted model, not a curated record. The transcript has 7 exons. Gene Ontology annotation, molecular function: ubiquitin-protein transferase activity. Lineage: Eukaryota; Viridiplantae; Streptophyta; Magnoliopsida; Fabales; Fabaceae.